Medioppia subpectinata is the source of this 6351-nucleotide messenger RNA. NCBI's taxonomy places the organism in Eukaryota, Metazoa, Arthropoda, Arachnida, Sarcoptiformes, Oppiidae. The record is from the annotation of a GenBank genome assembly.
AUGACAAAUGUAUUGCGAAAACUAAAUGACCAGCAAUUUGAUAAAAUAGCGAUCGUAUCAGUGAUUGGACCGCAUUUCGAGGGAAACACUUUCACUGCUAAUCUCAUAUUGAAUUACCUGCAACGACGAAACAGUGGCCACACUUACCCUGAUCAGUGGCCGCGCGAUCUGAUACUUAGAUAUAACAGUGGGUUCAAAAGUAUUGAAAAUGACCCGGAUGAUCGUGGUCAACAAAAAUGUCCGGGCGUUGAGAUGUGGUCCGAGCCGUUCAUUGUUCGCGACGGCACUACACGAGUGGCCGUACUGUUAGUGAAUGUGCAGAACUUUGCGUACACUUUAGCCGAUCUGAUCCGAGGCGACACUUCACUCAUUCACAUGUUUCGACUCAUAUUAAGCGUAUCCACAAUUGUGGCCAUCAAUAAACCGGGUCUUAAGAAAUACCCCGACAUGUCUGGUGACAAAUAUAAGCUGUGGAUCCAUUCAUACGAUUAUUUGCUCAGAACAUUAACCAAAUGGGAAGGCAGUGAUUGCGAGACACUUAUGGCCAACGGUUCGCAAAUUAGCGAUCGAUCAGAAAAUUACCGAAAACUUUCGGAAGAGUUUAAUAAAUUCAGCGCUUAUUUAGUCUCGUGUCCAACAAAUGACGUCAAGAAUAUUGACUGGAAAUUACGUGAACUUUGCCCGCAAUAUGUGGACCAAAUGAACACAUUUAUACGCAUAAAUGCGCUCGAUGUCGAUAAUCGUUUGAAUGGCAUUACAUUUACUAACACCGAUCAGCUAAUGAAAGUGAUCAUGGGCAAAAUUCAAGAGUUGAAUAAUAAUAACAGCGUAAACACCGGCCCAACACAUGAACCCGAUUUGGUGCCGGAGAAACCGCCGACACCGACACCUCUUAUCGUAUCAAAUGAACGGCAAACGCCCCGAACGAGCGGACAAUCACCGGUCAAUCACUCGCCACCGCUGGGAGUCAAUAGCGCCGGCAGUUGCGAUGCGGCCACCGGUGCUGCCAAUGGCGCCGACAAUGAUGUGUCUGAGAGUCAAUCCGCAAAUGAGUCCGUAUUUGGCGAUCAAUUGGUGACAGAAUUGAAGGAAAGUUUCACGAAAUCAAUUCAAACCAAACUCAACGAUAGGUUUGAGCCAAAUAUGAAAUGCAAAAGUUUUGACAAAUUUUUUGCUACCAUCGAGAGUAACAUUAAGGCCGCAUUUAAUCAGCGAUGGAAUGGCGACAAAAAAUUGAAGGCACGGUAUUCGCGAACUUUGGAUAAGUUUAUGGACGACCGGAAAGUGAUUUACGCUAACUUUGACUCAAAUUAUAACUCAUUUGUGGCCAAUUGUGAACAUCUGUGCGAAUCGGACGUGUAUUUCAUAAACGAAACACAAUUGAAACAGUUUUUACUGACGGAUGAAAAGAUCAAAGAGUUCGGGACAUUUACUGACGAAACUUUCCACAAACAACACAACACUGUUUGCGACACUAUUUGGACGCGCGUUGCGGACAGACUAUCAUUAAAACAACGCAAACCCAGUGUUAUUAAUACAUGCAAAGAGAGUUUUGAUCGUUACAUAAGAUCGGUGCACCAAGUUCAUUUGGCAAACAAUCAACAAAAUCACCAGUUUGUCAUCACAGAAAUGAACAGAAUUCUAUUGCAUUGUCACCGAAAGUAUUGCACACAAUUUGAAGCCAAACUUAUCAAGAGUACUUUUAUAAAGCGCGUUGAAUUUGACCACGAGCAUAAACAGCUGUUGGAUCAAUUAUGGUCAGGACAGGAACAGCUAGUGAUGGCCUAUAAGACACGGUUUGCCGACACAUAUUUGCGGGAAAUAUGCGCUAAGAAUCGGGAAAAUAUUGCGCUGAAUAUCAAUCACUCGAAAGCGAAAUACUGGGCACUCAAUGAACGCAAACGAAACAAAACUCAUACACUUAUUAUGGACUUUGAGAGCAAACCAAUUGUCGUUUAUUAUGUCGACCAAACGUUAGGCUCCGUUGACUUUUGUGAUCCCAACGGUCACCUCGAGUCUAAUUGCGUUGUGUUUGGCGGACAGAAUAUGCUAUACGGGAGGGAAGCCGAGCAACACCUGAAUGGACACACGUUUGCCAUCAAAGACCUGAUGGGAAGGGAUGUGACGGACGAUGAACUCAAUCGCUAUCCCUUUGAUUUUGUGGACAAACGGCACCCAAAAGUACGGCUCGUAUUUGAAAAAGAGAUGAAUAUUGAGUUAUAUAUCGAGUCAUUGCUUGCAUCACAAGUAUUGGACGCGAAGACUAGUGUUGAACAGGUGUAUGAAAACUACAUGAAAAACGUGGUAUUUAUUUUGUCAACGGAUUACACCAUAAGGAAAUUGAACGCAUUCAGGGACGCGGCGACAAUCGCGGGCAUUGAACAUGUUCAGUUUAUAACCGAAAUGACCUCGGUUGCCGUUAACUUUGGCUUAAAUCUCAGUAAAUAUAAACGAAACACACAUUUCCCGGACGUGUUUAUCAUUUUAUUGACUGACAAUGUCUGUGAGUUAGCACUCGUUGAAUACAAAGACAUGAGUGUUAAAUACAAUGCAUACAAACGGGUGGACAUCGACUGGCCGUCAAGUGGUGACGAUUUUAGUGCCGUUAACAACACAUUAAGCGAAUGCACGCAAAAGUUAUUCAAACAAUUCCGGCUUUCAAUGUUGACAAAAGGCAUCAACAAAAUAUAUCACUGCUUUAUAGUGGGUGACACGGACCAAACGGAGGCCAUUGAUUUUGAGUUUCUGAAUGAUUAUUGCUCUCAAAAGGCCAUGGACGAUUGGGAUGCCAUUAGGAUCGGUGCCGUGUAUUAUAGCAAUUACUACGAAACCAAUGGCCAUAACAUACCCAUCACUGGAGUGUUGUUUAGGGAUAUCGUUUGUCAUAUCAGUUCUGGACAUAAAAGCAAAACAUUACUGCACGCUAAUCAUGUGCCACAGAAAAACAACCAUGUUAAGUAUAAGUUAUACAAAUCGGAUCCGUUCCCGAUUACUGUCCGCAUUACCGAAGGCCCCGAUUCGGUGAUCAAAGAGUAUGUGCUGAGCGAAUACCCCACCCGUUCUCUGCCCUAUCAAACCCUCUAUAUUGACGUAUUCGCCACAAUUGGUGCCAACAAUACGUUGAACAUAAGUGUGCAAAUUGACACAGAUAUUGGCCCAUCACUUGCCCAUUGGCAUUUCACCCAACGCAACUACAGUUUGACCGAGUGUCAAAUCAGUGAACAAACAGAGCUCGUGGCAAACCUCGUCAAACCGGUCACUUUGGACACCCAUUGCUCGCCCGUUAAGUCAACUAUCGAUGACUGCGAUUACUAUUCAAACGACACAAACGCUAUGACAUUCACUACUAAUGAGACAAAAAGUGAUGCAAACAAUGACUGUGUUAUAACUGGUGAAUACAAACGCUCAGCACCAGUCACUAAACAGAGGCCGUCAGUGACUGAGAAUGAGCUGGAUGCAUUUGUCACGACACUCAUUGAAAAGUACACAGAGCUAAUAUCGCAAUUGUUAGACACGUGCGAUCUGGAAACACAGGCCUAUGAGAGAAAGUCACGUGAAGUACGUAAUCAGGCAUUGAAACAAUUUGACACCGAGUUUGGCCGCAAAGAACCGCAACAGUUGGUGACCAACCAGAGACUGACACUAAUCGCACGUUUGGACAGCGAAGACAUGGAGUGUAUGACUAAAGCGAAGGAAAUGAUGGCUAAAAGCGGUCAGAAUUUACAGGAAUUGCUUGAGUCGUGUGUCAAAGAGUUUAACGACAAAAUGAUUGCAGCCAUCGAUGAGGACAUUGAGAACAACGCUAUGACUAAUAAUUACGACAAAAUCUAUACUACGAAAAUGUGUCGUAAGAGCAUAGACUAUACAAGAUAUGUAUCGGACGGACGGCUCCGGGAUAUGCAACGAGAGGCAGAAGUGCCCAACACUUUGCUCUCAAAUUCACAACUUAUGGAAAGACUGCAUAAAAUGUAUGACAAAAGUUACCGCUAUUUCACCACUGCUUUGGACCAAAUACGCCAUGGUGAAGAGCAAUUGGUCAACAGCGCCAUCGAGUUAACAAUUGUGAGAUAUCGGGAUAUAUUUCGCCGGCUAUUAAUGUCCAAGUUUUAUAUCCCGUCCGAUUUGAACGCCAUUCACAACCAAUUAGUGUCCAAAUGCUUGGCAUUGUUAGCGCACAACUGUACGUUCACAUCAGCCCAAAGUGACCUCGAGGACAGGUGUGUCCGAAAGUGUAAGGGUCAAUUAAGUGACACUUUCACCCAGAUUAAGGGGGACUAUACGGCAAAAUUGCGGCGUUUAUUCGCAUUAAACGUUAAUCUCGUGAGAGAUAUGCACCGAAAGUAUUGCCAGAAUAUCUCUCCAAAGCAUUUGGACUUUAAUUUUAUAGCAAUCAAUGAAUUGCAGCGUUUGCUCGAAAGCGAGAAAAGCGAAACAAUGGCCAGAUUUGGACAACAAAUGGACGCACUUCGUGUCGAAUGGGACCCCCAUUUGGUUGGUAAUGUGGACCGAACGCUGAGGGGUCGGCUCGACCAGGAAUUGGUGGACCAAAUACGCGAGUAUGAGCUGAAGAACUUUCGCAACGCGUCGGGCGCCGGCAAUAUCGGUGUCUACUUUGAGCGCCGUGUGAUAGUGACCGGCUAUUAUGAUCAAUACAAUCGCGCCGUACAAUUUGUGCCAAAUGACAUUGAUGCCAAUGAUAACCACAGCAAGCAUUAUGUGGACAAUUGUAUUGCAUUCAACAAUAAUAACUUUAUAGUCGGCAGAAAAGCCAAACAGCAAUUGACAGCAAAUAGUUUGAACACCGAGUUUGAUGUGAAAGACCUGUUGGGUAGGGAUCGGGUGGACACCGAAGAACUCAAGCGAUACCCUUUUAAGUGGUGCUCAGUCUCGCCGCCGAGAGUUCAUCGACAGCCUAACGAACUUAAGUGUGAGAAUGACUGUCUGCUCGUCGAAACAUUGGUGGCCCUACAGGUGCUCGACAGGGCUAAGACUGCGAUGAAAACACUUCCACAGAGGGCUGUGUUCUGUGUGCCCACACGUUAUAACACUAAACAGAGGCGCGCGAUGUUAGACGUGGGCCUAAUCGCAGGCUUUGACCGAAACAAUGUCCAUAUUGUCAAUGAAAUGACUGCCGCAGCCAUCGCUUACGUCAUCGACACUCGCCGUAAAUCAAUUGUUUCAGAGAUUAUCAUAAUAUUUGCAAUUCAUGACAAUCACUGCGAGUGCGGACUCAUUGAAGUGGACAACAAUUGCAUUAAACAUCUGUCCUAUGGAGUUGUGGAUCUCAAUAAUUUUAAUCACUUUAUUAACAACACUUUAUGGCUAAAACGUGUGGACAAAUGUGACUUAAGCCGAGUUGUGGUGAUCGGCCAUUCGGACCAAAUACCCGACUUUAAAGAAGUGAUUAAAGCCGAAAUCGCCGCCGACUUUGCGACCAAACAGAACAUACUGUAUGCGUGCGAUCCGACACAAGUGAUAGCGAAGGGAACCGUAUAUUACGGGCAAAUGAUGGACAAAAAGUUGGACACUAUAGAUGUGCGCGAGAUUAUGAGGACACCGAUCAAUCUGCUGAUCCAGAAGAAUAACGACAAACAAACCAUUGAAUCCUAUGAGAUGAUCCCUAUGAACCCCAACCCCAACCAAUAUCAACAACUAAAUGAGAUUAAGGUCACAAUAAAUAGCAAAAGUUUCCCCAUUAAACUGUGCCAAAUGGAGGGCGACACCGUUGUCAAAACGUUCAUGGUGAAUGACAAACCGAGCAAGUAUUGGUUGGCCGACACAAUGAUUCCGUGGACUAAACUGACCGUCCGGUACCGUAUGGAUCGGGACACUCUUGGCGUGUGUUUGAAUGCCACGUUGAAACCGACGUAUGGCUCCGAGUCGGCCGUAGACCUCGACAAAGUGGACGAAUACGGUCUCAGCUAUCAGUGUAUUACCGGUCAGCGAAUCAUAUUACGUGAAUUGGGUGUUUUGGGCACCGGUUCAGUGCCUGCCAUAGCGGCCACCAAUCGGCACCAAUCAAUGGCCGCGAGAGUCCAAUCUGUUGGCUCGGCAUCACUAACCCCGGGGCCAUCCCGUGUGGCCUCAGUUCCCAAUGCGAUAUCCGCGCCACCGAUGGCGACGGCCGUCGCCGCCGAUGCCGUACAAGAGUUUAGCCAAUUGUGCGCCGCUAUUAGGGUCCGACUCGAGACGUGCGGUGCGAUCGCCACCAAAAAGCGGAAAAUUGCUGAAAAACUCUUGGAUUGCGAGAAGUGUUUCAAAACUGAUGCCAAGACAUUGGAGGAACAAAAACAGCAAUUAUUCCGAUUGAUUGAUGGCUACAAUUUGAGAGACAAACUGAUCACGAACUAA